This is a messenger RNA of Xiphophorus maculatus (southern platyfish), 2129 nucleotides long. RefSeq names its product NLR family CARD domain-containing protein 3-like. The record is from RefSeq and is a predicted model, not a curated record. The transcript is spliced from 5 exons. Bases 26 to 1480 code for a protein of 484 amino acids. NCBI's taxonomy places the organism in Eukaryota, Metazoa, Chordata, Actinopteri, Cyprinodontiformes, Poeciliidae. Gene Ontology annotation, molecular function: protein binding.
CACUGCUAAAGUUCUGGAGGAUGUGAUGAAGACCAGAGAGGGAGAAAAACUGCCAAAGACUCUGACUGAGAUGUACAUAGCAUUCCUGGAGGUUAACUUCGCAAUCAAGAAGGAAAAGUAUGAUGGAGGAAAAAAGACAAGAUCAAUCUGGAGUCCAGAGAACAAGAAGCUGAUUGAGUCUCUAGGAAAACUGGCUUUUGAGCAGCUGCUGGAGGGAAACCUGAUCUUCUAUGACAAAGAGCUCAAAAAGUGCGGCAUCAACAUCAAAGAUGCUGCGUUGUUCUCAGGAGUGUUCACUGAAAUGUUUAAAAGAGAGAGAGGGACGUGCGACAUCUCCGUCUACUCCUUUGUUCAUCUGAGCAUCCAGGAGUUUCUGGCUGCAGUCUACAUGCUCCACUGUUUCACCAGCAGGAAGUCAGAGGUGAUCAAGACGUUUCUGGGAGAAAAAUACAGAGAAACAUCUCUAGAUGAGUUCAUGAAGGAAGUCAUGGAGAAAUCCCUCAGCAGUGAAAAUGGCCACCUGGACCUGUUUGUCCGCUUCCUUCAUGGUCUCACUGUGGAGUCCAACCAGAGACUCUUAGAAGAUCUGCUGGGUCAGACAGAGAACAGUCCAGAAACCAUCCAGAGAAUCAUCACCAACCUGAAGGAGAUGAACACUGAUGAUAUCUCUCCUUUCCAAGAUACAAUGACCAAUGAUAGAAUCUCUACUGACAGAAGCAUCAACAUCUUCUACUGUCUGGUGGAGAUGAACGACGUCUCAUUUUAUCAGGAGAUCCAACGGCUGCUGGAUUCAGGGACGUAUCUCUCAGUGACUGACUGUUCAGCUCUGGCCUUCAUGCUGCAGAUGUCAGAGGUUCUGGAUGAGUUGGACCUGGAGAAGUACAACACAUCAGAUUAUGAACGACUGAGACUGCUUCCAGCUGUGAGGAACUGCAGAAAGGCUCGACUUGGUGACUGUUUGAUCCAAAAUGCUGAAUGUGAAGUUUUGGCCUCGGCUCUGAAGUCCAACCCAGAUCUGACUGAACUGGAAAUAAAUCAGAUCAACAUACAUGUAGGUGGAGACUCUGAUCUGAAGCCUCUGGUUGAGAUCCUGGAGAGUUCAGUCAGUAAAGUGAAGAUUCUGAGAUUGAAUUACUGCAGUUUGUCAGAGACCAGCUGGACUUCUCUGUUCUCAGCUCUGAAGUCCAACCCGACCCAUCUGACAGAACUGGACCUGAGCGGAACCAACCUGGGAGAUUCUGGAGUGAAAAAGCUCUGUGGUUUUCUACAGACUGAAGGCUGCAGACUGGAGACAUUGAUAUUGUUUGACUGCAGUUUGUCAAAGAUCAGCUGUGAUUAUUUGGUCUCAGCUCUGAAGUCCAACCCGACCCGUCUGACAGAACUGGACCUGAGAGAAAACAACUUGAAGGAUUCAGAUGUUCAGCAGCUGAAGAAUCCUGUAAAGACUUUAAAGUUCGAUGAUUCUGACUUGUUCGACUGAUGAUCUCAGUAAAGUAGAGAAUGGUCUCAACUGGAAAGUUGAUCUUUUUUCUCUCUGAUUCAUUUUCAUCCUGGAACCAGAAAUGGUCUGAGAAUGGAAACAUGGGAAUCAUUUUCAGUUCAGCUUUGAAGCCAUGAAAGACACUUCAAACCUCUUUUCUCUGCUGCUUCUUCCUUCUGCUGACAUGAAAAUGUUCCUCAAAGCUCCACAGAUAAAAAGAUGCUUUACUGGAAACUGCAGAGAAACUUCAGCUUCCAUCACAGAAACCAGUUUAACCAGUUUAGAACUGGAUGUCCUACAGAAACUCUGAUCUUAGAGCAGUUUUCAGGAACAUGUGGAACCUGGAAAAAAAAAAGAUUUUAUAUAUUUUAUGUUCAUUGUAAAAACUAAAUCUUGAAGUUUUACGUCAUCAUUGAUUCUCAGCUUUAAUUUCUCUGUUUGUUUUGGUUUUUACUUUUUUAACUCCAUAUUUCAUGUUUUGAGUUUUCUAGAGAACUUCAGGCUCUUUACUGUGAUUUUACUGAUUUAUUCAAACCUCAGAGAAUCACUGGGAUAAUGUGCUGAUUGGUUCAUGUUUGAUUUUCAUAAUUCUUCUAAUGCAAUGUGGGUUGCUGGAUGUUUAACGACCAAAUAAAGUUUUUUUAAAAAA